UGUCCAACAUGGCGGGCGGCAGCGGCUGCGGGAGCCCUGCCGGGGGCGGCCCCGGGAGCUCCGGUCCCUCCGCGGGGGCUCCGCUGCCCACGGGGUUCCUCCUGCCGCCGGUCCUCCUUCUCCUCCUCCUGCCGCAGCCCGCCCUCGCCACGCCCGCCCUCGACACCGUAGUGCUGGGGCUGCGGCUGGAAGGCAGCACGAAACCUCCCGAGCCCGUGGCCGGGGUGGCUCCGGGGCCCAUCCGGCUCACGGAGGGCAGCGAGGCCCUGCUCCGGCUCUACGGGCUGGGGUUGGGCCCGGGAGCCGCGGAGCGUGUGGCCUUCGCCGAGCUGAGGCCGGAUGCCAUCCCGGCCGUGAACGAGACGUGCGGGGAGCGCUCGCAGGACCUGCUGGUGCGGCCCGGCCCCACCGAGCCCCGCGACACCUCGGCGCUGCUGUGGCUGCGGGUGCUGCCCCUGCGCAAGCACGAGAAAGCCAAGGCCUACGUGCUGUGCUCGCAGCGCCGGCCUGACCAGCCCUGGCUGCCGCACCAGGGACCCGAUGGGCAGGUGGUGGUCCUGGAAGAGAAGAAGUCCCUGCUGCCGCUGUGGCUGCAGGUGAUUCUCAUCGCCGCGUUGCUGGGGCUGUCCGGGAUGUUCAGCGGGCUGAACCUGGGGCUGAUGGCACUCGACCCCAUCGAGCUCCGCAUCCUGCAGAACUGCGGCUCGGAGAAGGAGCGACGCUAUGCCCGCAGGAUCAGCCCCAUACGGAAGAAAGGAAACUACCUGCUCUGUUCGCUGCUGUUGGGCAACGUGUUGGUCAACACGACCCUCACCAUCCUUCUGGAUGACCUGACUGGCUCCGGCGUAGGCGCCGUGGUGGCCUCAACCGUGGGGAUCGUGAUCCUCGGGGAGAUUGUUCCCCAGGCGUUGUGCUCCCGGCACGGGCUGGCUGUGGGUGCCAAGACCAUUCUGGUGACCAAGUUUUUCAUGCUGCUCACGCUGCCCCUGUCCUACCCCAUCAGCAGACUGCUGGACUGCAUCCUGGGCCAAGAGAUCAGCACCGUUUACAACCGGGAGAGGUUCCUGGAGAUGCUGAAGGUGACGGAGUCUUUCAAUGAUCUGGUCAAGGAGGAACUGAACAUGAUCCAGGGUGCGCUGGAGCUGCGCACCAAGACCGUAGAGGACGUGAUGACCCCGUUGCCCAACUGCUUUAUGAUCAGCAGCGAUGCCGUCCUGGACUUCAACACUAUGUCUGAGAUUAUGCAGAGCGGGUACACCCGGAUCCCCGUCUACGAGGGCGACAGGGCGAACAUCAUGGACAUCCUCUACGUGCAGGACCUGGCCUUCGUGGACCCCGAUGACUGCACUGCCCUCAAGACCAUCACCAAGUUUUACAACCACCCUGUGCACGUUGUGUUCCAUGACACCAAGCUCGAUGCCAUGCUGGAGGAGUUCAAAAAAGGGAAAUCCCACCUGGCCAUUGUGCAGAAGGUGAACAACGAGGGGGAGGGGGAUCCCUUCUACGAGGUGCUGGGGCUGGUGACCCUGGAGGAUGUGAUCGAGGAGAUCAUCAAGUCCGAGAUCCUGGAUGAGUCUGACACCUACAUCGACAACCGCAGCCGGAAGCGCGUGACCAACCAGAAGAACAGGAGGGACUUCUCGGCCUUCAAGGACCCCGUCAGCGAGCAAAAGGUCAAGGUAUCCCCUCAGCUCCUCUUGGCUGCCCACAGGUUCCUCCUGACUGAGGUGCCACUUUUCAGCCCUACCCUCAUGUCAGAGAAGAUCCUGCUGCGGCUCCUUGGAUAUUCUGACGUCAUCCAGGAGCUUAAGUUCAAUGAGGAGGACAAGAAAUCCCCCCAGCACUACCUCUACUGCAAGAACAAGCCUGCUGACUACUUCAUCCUCAUCCUGCAGGGCAAGGUGGAGGUGGAGGCUGGCAAGGAGUGCAUGAAGUUUGAGGCGGGACCGUUUACCUACUACGGGGUGAUGGCCCUCAGCCCCCCUCCUGGAUCUGAAUUCCGGUCCCCAUCCCGUGGAAGCGGCCUGGCCCGCUCGGCCUCCCUGAGCAACCACGAGCGCUCCGAGUCCAUCUCGUCGGCCGUGAGCAGCAGCACCAACCAGCUCAGCGGGACUGGGAACCAGUACGUGGCUGAUUUCAGCCUCCGGGCACUGACCGACCUCCAGUUCGUCAAGAUCACACGCCAGGAGUACCUGAACGGCCUCACAGCCUCCCGCAUGGACAGUUGUCCCCAGUCCCCUGACAGCAACAACUCCCCCAGACCGGGCCCCGACAAUCCAGAGAGACCAGAGCCUUCGGCCCCCGCAGAUGAGACCACGAGCCUCCUGAACGACAGGAACUGCCAGGGCCGCCGGAGCAACCACAGUUCCACGGAGAACAACAACGUCUGACCCCGGCCAGCGCCGGCGCGCUCCGGAGGGCCCGGGGCGUGCCCGGUGCAGGGACCCCCAUCCCGGCAGGAAUUGGCUGCCACUGGAAUAUGAGCCAGGAGAAGUGACAACAGCACAGUGAAGAAUGGAGGAGCUGGAAUUUGC
Pipra filicauda (Wire-tailed manakin) is the source of this 2534-nucleotide messenger RNA. RefSeq names its product cyclin and CBS domain divalent metal cation transport mediator 4 (gene CNNM4). The coding region runs from base 9 to 2390 and encodes 793 amino acids. Lineage: Eukaryota; Metazoa; Chordata; Aves; Passeriformes; Pipridae. Gene Ontology annotation, cellular component: plasma membrane. The transcript is spliced from 7 exons. The record is from RefSeq and is a predicted model, not a curated record. Gene Ontology annotation, biological process: magnesium ion homeostasis; magnesium ion transport. Gene Ontology annotation, molecular function: sodium ion transmembrane transporter activity; magnesium ion transmembrane transporter activity.